This is a messenger RNA of Melanotaenia boesemani (Boeseman's rainbowfish), 810 nucleotides long. RefSeq names its product pterin-4-alpha-carbinolamine dehydratase 2-like. The transcript has 4 exons. Gene Ontology annotation, molecular function: 4-alpha-hydroxytetrahydrobiopterin dehydratase activity. Gene Ontology annotation, biological process: tetrahydrobiopterin biosynthetic process. Lineage: Eukaryota; Metazoa; Chordata; Actinopteri; Atheriniformes; Melanotaeniidae. The coding region runs from base 195 to 617 and encodes 140 amino acids. The record is from RefSeq and is a predicted model, not a curated record.
UUCAGCCCCAAAUUGCAGAAGAUUCAAUCGUUUAUCCUCCGUUCAUGUUGGCUAUUGAUAAUUUGCCAGGACCAAUAUGGCGGCCCCGUCGACGUACGAAGUAGGGACCAAUGCGGCGUCUACGUACACAUUUAUGGUAGGCGACAUAAGACCCGAACGAAUUGGAAAGAAGGCCAGUCGAGGAAACGCCGGUUAUGUUUGGGUUAAUGUUUAGCCUCAGGACGGGCAGCUCAUGGCCCUGCAGCCGUUGGUCCCGGCUGAGCAGCCUGAUCGGACCUUCGUUCUCCAGGAGUAGCGUGUCCAACAUGUCUUCAGACUCCCACUGGCUCUCCCCUGCAGACCGAGACCAGCUAGUGAUGGAGCUGAGAGCCACAGGGUGGGUGGAGGUGGAGGACCGUGAUGCCAUUUUCAAGGAACUUCACUUUAAAACCUUUAAUCAGGCAUUUGGUUUCAUGUCACGGGUGGCUCUUCAGGCAGAGAAGAUGAACCAUCACCCUGAGUGGUUUAAUGUGUAUAAUAAGAUCCAGAUUACACUGACCACACACGACUGCGGAGGACUAUCGAAACGGGACAUCAAAAUGGCCAAGUUCAUUGACAAAAUUGCACUUUCCAUGUAAUGCUUUAUCUUCAGUCUGACAGUUUGAUUCAGCAUUUCUAGUUUUCCUGCUUUCCUAUUCUGUUCUGUCAGACAAUUAUCACGUGCCCACAAUCUGCAUCUAUUUCUGUGAAAUAAAAUCUGUGAACAUUUUUUAUGGUUUUAUUUUUCCAGCAUAUUUUCUACAAGACUAAAUAAAAUGUUGAUGUUCGUCA